Lobosporangium transversale is the source of this 414-nucleotide messenger RNA. Its product is annotated as ribosomal protein L23/L15e core domain-containing protein. The record is from RefSeq and is a predicted model, not a curated record. The transcript is spliced from 4 exons. Gene Ontology annotation, molecular function: structural constituent of ribosome. Lineage: Eukaryota; Fungi; Mortierellomycota; Mortierellomycetes; Mortierellales; Mortierellaceae. The coding region runs from base 1 to 414 and encodes 137 amino acids. Gene Ontology annotation, biological process: translation. Gene Ontology annotation, cellular component: ribosome.
AUGAUUGUCGGAUUUCAUGUGGCCGAUUCCACUGCUACCAUCAGAACCCGCAAGUUCUUGACUAACCGCCUUUUGGCCAGAAAGCAAAUGGUCGUGGAUAUUAUCCACCCCACUCGCGCCAACCUCUCCAAGGAUGAGGUCCGUGAGAAGCUCGCCAAAAUGUACAAGGUUGAUAAGGAGGUUAUCUUCUGCUUCGGUUUCCGCACCCAAUUCGGUGGUGGAAAGUCGACUGGCUUCGCCUUGAUCUACGACAACAUGGAUGCUGCCAAGAAGUUCGAGCCCAAGUACCGCCUUGUUCGUCACGGCCUCUUGGAGAUUAAGAAGCCAUCUCGCAAGCAGCGCAAGGAGCGUAAGAACCGUAGCAAGAAGCUCCGUGGCACCAAGAAGGCUAAGGCCGCUGUUGCCAAGAAGUAA